CGGCGAAUCGGCCUCGUUGUGUAACGGGGGAGCGCGGCGGGGACGGACGGACGGACGGACAGAGCGGGAGAGCAGCAGUGUCCCCGUGUCCCCGCCAUGCCGUUCGGGGCGGUGCUGGCGCAGGUCGGGGGCCUGGGCCGGUUCCAGGUGCUGCAGACGGCGCUGCUGGCGGUGCCCAUCCUGCUCAUGGCCAGCCACAACCUUCUCCAGAACUUCACUGCCGCCGUGCCCCCGCACCGCUGCCGCGUCCCUGCUGUCCCCGGUGCCACCCCAGCACCGCCCGGUGCCACCCCAGCACCGCCCAGUGCCACCCCAGCAUCACCCGGUGCCACCUCAGCAGCCCCUCGUGACACCUUGAGAGGCUCCAACACCGCCCUGAGCUCUCCUGGUGGCACCUCGGGGUCACCUGGUGCCACCCUGAGGUCCCCCAGUGGUGCCCACAGUGCCAGUGACACACAUGUCACACUCGGUGGCACCGUGGGGUCACCCAAUGGCACCAAUGUCCAGCCUGAUGGCACCUGGGGGUCCCCCAAUGACACCUUGGGCCCCGCUGGUGCCAUGCUGGGGUGGCCCAAUGUCACCCUGGGGUCCCCCGAUGUCACCCUGGGGUCCUGCCGGCGCUACGUGGCCAAUGUCACCGGCGGGGCCCGGGCCACCGAGCCGUGCCGUGACGGGUGGGACUACGACCGCAGCAUCUACGUGGCCACCAUCGUCACCGAGUGGGACCUGGUCUGUGCCUACCGGCAGCUGCGGCAGAUGGCCCAGUCCAUCUACAUGGCGGGGGUCCUGGUGGGCGCCCUGGUCCUGGGGGGCCUCUCAGACAGGUUUGGCCGCAAGGCCAUGCUGAUGUGGUCCUACCUGCAGCUGGGGGUGAUGGGCACGUGCACGGCCUUCGCCCCCAACUACGCCUCCUACUGCGCGUUCCGCUUCGCCGGCGGGAUGGCGCUGUCCGGCUUCGGCCUCAGCAUCGCCUGCCUGGUGGUGGAGUGGAUCCCCACGCCGUACCGCGCCAUCACCGUGGCCAUCACCGGCUUCGCCUACACGCUGGGCCAGAUCAUCCUGGCCGGGGUGGCCUACGCCGUCCCCCACUGGCGCUGGCUCCAGCUCUCCGUGUCCCUGCCCUUCUUCGUCUUCCUCCUCUACUCCUGGUGGCUGGCGGAGUCGGCGCGGUGGUUGGUGCUCUCGGGCAAGGCCGAGCAGGCGGUGAAGGUCCUGCAGCGCGUGGCCGCCUUCAACAACCGCAAGGAGGAGGGCGAGAAGAUCACGGUGGAGAUGUUGAAGUCCAACAUGAAGGAGGAGUUGGCAGCUCUGAAAUCCUCCUACACCGUCUCCGACCUGGUCCGGACCCCCGUGAUCCGCCACAUCUUCUUCUGCCUGUCCAUCGUCUGGUUCUCCAUCAGUUUCUCCUACUACGGCCUGGCCAUGGACCUGCAGAACUUUGGGGUCAGCAUUUACCUCAUCCAGGUGAUUUUCGGCGCCGUUGACUUCCCGGCCAAGGUGGUGGUGACCGUGUCCCUGAGCUACGUUGGCCGGCGGCUCUCGCUCAUGGUGACCUUGUUCUUGGCCGGGCUGGUCAUCGUGGCCAACAUCUUCGUGCCCACAGAGCUGCAGACGCUGCGCACGGCGCUGGCCGUCAUUGGCAAGGGCUGCCUCUCCGCCUCCUUCAACUGCGUCUUCCUCUACACCACCGAGCUCUACCCCACGCCCAUCAGGCAGACGGGGCUGGGCUUCGGCAGCACCAUGGCGCGCGUGGGCGGCAUCGUGGCGCCGCUGGUGAAGAUGAUGGACGAGUACUACCCCUUCCUCCCGCCCGCCGUCUACGGGGUGGCCCCCGUGGUGGCGGCCGUGGCGGCCGCGUUCCUGCCCGAGACCCUCAACACGCCCCUGCCCGACACCAUCGAGGAGGUGGAGAACAGGACCAAGCAGAAGCCAGCAGGUGACCCCAAGGAGAAGAUCGCGCUCCAGCCCCAGGACGGGCCCCCCCUGAAGGAGCCCUGAGGGACCCUGGGGGUGGGCACAGCCCCCAGCCCCGGCCACCAGCGACCACCAGCGACCCCAGGGGUCCCCACAGCUGGAGGGGGACACCUGGGUCGUGUCCUGGGACCUCCUGUUGGGCUGGGGACAUCUGGGCAGGAAUAAAGCAGCUCUGGUGGGGA
Molecule: messenger RNA, 2156 nt
Organism: Zonotrichia leucophrys gambelii
Lineage: Eukaryota; Metazoa; Chordata; Aves; Passeriformes; Passerellidae
Product: solute carrier family 22 member 6-A-like
Exons: 11
Coding region: 97-1998 (633 amino acids)
Biological process (GO): transmembrane transport
Cellular component (GO): membrane
Molecular function (GO): transmembrane transporter activity
Source: RefSeq, a predicted model, not a curated record